AUGUCGACGGGCGAUCCAGUUGCUGAUGAUGUUCCGUGCUCAGCUGAAGAGCAGCCGCCGAUGAUGGAAUUGAUCUUGGUAGUGCAUCUCGUGGCAUCGGACGUUCGGAAAAUGUCGACAGGCGAUCCAGUUGCUGAUGAUGUUCCGUGCUCAGGUGAAGAGCAGCCGCCGAUGAUGGAAUUGAUCUUGGUAGUGCAUCUCGUGGCAUCGGACGUUCGGAAAAUGUCGACAGGCGAUCCAGUUGCUGAUGAUGUUCCGUGCUCAGCUGAAGAGCAGCCGCCGAUGAUGGAAUUGAUUUUGGUGGUGCAUAAUCAGAAAACAAAGGACGAUACGCUUGAUUAA
This is a messenger RNA of Caenorhabditis bovis, 342 nucleotides long. The record is from the annotation of a GenBank genome assembly. Lineage: Eukaryota; Metazoa; Nematoda; Chromadorea; Rhabditida; Rhabditidae.